CUGUCACCGCCGACGGAUAGCGCUGCGACAUACAAGACUCCAUAGGCGAUACGAGCAUGUCCCUCCUCCGUACGCCAGUGGUGGCUCCUUCCGCGCCAUGCAUGUGUGAAUGUCGCCAUGUGAUGCAUACAUCUGCUUGCCGACCCACCGAAACCACAUCGGUAAUCCAACGGACAAUCAACUCUGGACGGUGGACAUGCACCGGCUUCUCUUGGCGCAGCGUGGUGCUCAAAAGGAGCUCCUGUCUGACGAACUCGGUGCUCUUGACGGCGACGCGGCAGUCGUGGAGGCAGCUCUACAUCUGCUGGCAGAGUAUACGCGCGGCGCCAUGUCGCCACCACAUGUGCCGUCCGUCUUGUGAGACGUUCGCCAGAAUUCAAGCCGACAAAGAAUCCAAGUUGAGGGAAACAAAUAUUUUACGAUAUACGGCGUUGGGCUAACUCGGCGAAAGGACGCAAUUGUCAAUUUCCAUUGUUCACAGCCAUGUUCAAAGCACUGAUUGUCCUCGGUCUUGCCGCACAAGCCGUCGCGUUCCCGAGCUUUGUCGCACAGGUGCCAAACGGCGAUAAAGUCGCCGGCGUGGGGGCCAUUGGUCACGUCAACCCGGCGGGCGGCGGCGCGCGCAAUGCGUUCGGCCAGGCCUUUGCGAGGGCCGGCACCAAAUGGACGCCUGAGCUGUGCCAAGCCGAUUCCGACGGCGACGGCGCCACGAACGGAGAAGAGCUCGGCGAUCCGUGCUGCACAUGGAAAGUUGGCGCGACGUUGAGCACGACCACGGCGACCCAUCCUGGCAAAGCUGACACGUUCACCGCAGACCAGCUCAAGGCGCUCAAGUGUGCGACUAGUCCGUUGACGACGGCCAAGCCAGUUGUGAGUGCAGCCACGCCGUCUUCAUCCGUUGUAUUUGCAGUGGCAGCCGCAGCGGUUGCCGUGUUUGUUCAAUAAAAACGAGCUCCUUCCGCUUCACGUUGGUCGUGGAUGUAGCUCGC
Aphanomyces invadans is the source of this 989-nucleotide messenger RNA. RefSeq lists its product as hypothetical. Lineage: Eukaryota; Oomycota; Saprolegniomycetes; Saprolegniales; Verrucalvaceae. Bases 484 to 945 code for a protein of 153 amino acids. The record is from RefSeq and is a predicted model, not a curated record. The transcript has a single exon.